Phodopus roborovskii (desert hamster) is the source of this 662-nucleotide messenger RNA. Its product is annotated as translation initiation factor IF-2-like. The record is from RefSeq and is a predicted model, not a curated record. NCBI's taxonomy places the organism in Eukaryota, Metazoa, Chordata, Mammalia, Rodentia, Cricetidae. The transcript has 2 exons. The coding region runs from base 1 to 558 and encodes 185 amino acids.
AUGGAGCCUCCGCGGCGCGCAGCUGCGCCUGCACCCGCGAGAGCGAGCGCGGGGGCGUCACGGGCCGCGACCCCGGCGGCCUCCGGGCCUCCCCGGCCCCGCCAGGCCCCGAGCCGUCCGCACCCGAGGGGCCGCCCGUUCCCUGCCGAGCGAGCGCCGCGUCGGGAGAUCCGCGUCCUCUCGGAGACGGCUGUGCGCGGUCGUCCACGCCGCCGCCACCGCACCACGUUCCCCACCCGCGGCUGCGUCACCGGGAGACACGUUCGCGGCCGCCGUGGAUCGAGCCGGCCCGCCCGAGAGCGCAGGCCGCGGGCCCAGAGUGCCGCCCUGAGGCCCGCUGAGCGCACGACACCCUCGCCGCCGUCGCGCCCCGCCUCCCAGCGGCUUGCGGGGCGCUCGGGGCUUCGGACCCGCCCAGGCCUGGCCGGGAUUCGUCCGGUUGCCAGAGGGCCGAGAGGAGGAGGGCCUGCACGGAGGCCGCCAAGGGAGCGCUGUCCUCCUAGUGCCACAUGGUCAAGUCCUUCCCACCAGCGCCACAGCAACAUCCUCAGAGUCUGAGCGAACUGCGCCCAGAGCGGGCACAGAGCCUCUCACUGCCAGCAACCUGCGGCCCUGGAGAAGACCACAAGAGCAGUGACAGCGCCUAGCCACCACCAUCCCAC